This is a messenger RNA of Boleophthalmus pectinirostris (great blue-spotted mudskipper), 1188 nucleotides long. RefSeq lists its product as uncharacterized. The transcript is spliced from 7 exons. The record is from RefSeq and is a predicted model, not a curated record. Lineage: Eukaryota; Metazoa; Chordata; Actinopteri; Gobiiformes; Gobiidae. Bases 1 to 1188 code for a protein of 395 amino acids.
AUGGACACGUCCUGGAGUAAUUUCCUCUUCCAGGUGAGUGAGGCUGGGGCCGGGGAGCGGAGGACCGGAGCACCGGGGGGACAGGGGGGCUGCUGCGGGGGUUUACAGGCGGGAGGGGGGGGGGUCAGCGCCGGGUCACGCUCCGGACAGACCCCCCCCCCCCCUCCUCCUUCCUCCCCCAGCUCCAGUCCACCGAACCCCUCCCUCUGCCCCCCCGAAGAGCCCCUGGUGAGCCCCCCCUCCACCGUGGACACAGCGGCCCUGAGCGAAGAACCUCUGCCCGUGAAAGUCCUGGUGAAACCCGCCCACCGCGCGGCUCACGUUUGUUCCACGUGUAACAAAGAGUUUAAGAACAGUUAUAACCUGCGGCGGCACCAGUCCGUCCACACCGGGGUCAAGAUGAAGGACCGAGCCGCCCGCGAGAAGGACGACGGGGUCAAAGGGCACAAGCAGACGGUGCCCCUGAGCCUGCUGCAGCUCACCCUCCCCUCACACACACAGGCCCCGCCCACGGUCAGCGUCGCCAUGGACACGGUCUCCGUUUCAAUCGCUCCGGCAACCGUCUCCAUCGCCCCGGCAACCGUCUCCAUGGCCGUGCCCCCCCAGCCCAUCCAGGCGGCCGUGGUGGUGGUGGGCUCCGUCGACCAGUCCGUGGCCCCGCCCCCCUCGGCGCCGCCCAUCCGUCCGGAAGAACCACGCGUGCGAGGCGUGCGGGAAGGCGUUUCGCGACGUGUACCACCUGAACCGGCACCGUCUGUCGCACUCGGACGAGAAGCCGUACUCGUGCCCGAUCUGCCAACAGCGAUUCAAACGCAAAGACCGAAUGAGUUACCACGUCCGCUCGCACCAGGGCGGCGUCGAGAAGCCCUACGUGUGCCCGCACUGCGCCAAGGCCUUCUCACGGCCCGAUCAUCUGAACAGCCACGUGAGGCAGGUGCACUCCACAGAGAGACCCUUCAAAUGCACCGUCUUGAACAGCUUUUGUUUUGUCCCAUGUGUUUCACCCCAUCUGCUGAGAUGAUAUGUCCUAAAAACUUCACCGCUCAUCUCCCAAACUCGCACUUUGACACCUGCCUUUUCUGCUCGCUCCAGAACUGCAAGCACGCUGGUGUUGUGCUGCUUCUUUGUCGCUCCCCAGAAAAGGAUGUCGUGUACAUGGCAGACAACCCCAUCCAGCCACUGCUGUGA